Molecule: messenger RNA, 3097 nt
Organism: Gaeumannomyces tritici R3-111a-1
Lineage: Eukaryota; Fungi; Ascomycota; Sordariomycetes; Magnaporthales; Magnaporthaceae
Product: CCR4-NOT transcription complex
Exons: 5
Coding region: 626-2608 (660 amino acids)
Biological process (GO): regulation of DNA-templated transcription; nuclear-transcribed mRNA poly(A) tail shortening
Cellular component (GO): nucleus; CCR4-NOT core complex; P-body
Source: RefSeq, a predicted model, not a curated record
GAUAGUAGAAGCUCAUUCCUCGACACCGUUUCCAAUCAUUUCUUCCAAUUGACAGGACACGAAGGCAGAAACAAACCCUCACACGCUAGCACCUUGAGUUCACCUCAAACCCAACGCUUCUACGGCCGCUCAGUGACGACAGCAGCUAGUCGCAAGUGCCGUGCCCUAACAAGGCUGGGCCCACGUGUACUUUCGCAGCGCGGGCGCCUGGGAUCGCGUUCCAAGUUGGUAAAUCUCCAGCCGUACGGCGCUAUGAGUUUGACCUCACUCACUUCAAUUCAUGCAUCAAACAGCCGAUUGAGGCCCCUAUACCGCCACACCUGCUGACUGAGGCCAGAAGCCAGGCGAACCAUUAUAAGGCACACUGCCUGCCUCUCACAGGGCGGCUUUCACAGCUUUCCAUCACCAUCAGCGCGCCCCGACAUCGCCACUGCUCGCCUGCCUACCCGCCGCUCACGCAUGCCGUCCGCCACAGCUUGGCCGUGACCGGGAUUGCCACAUCGCUUUGUCAUUCACGGCGCCUCGACUCAGCACUCGGCAGCCGAAGCUGCGCAUGCUCUUUCCUACGAACCGCAACCAGCAACGAAGCAGAUCGACCUAGCCUGCCGCUGGGAAAUCAGCAACAAUGGCCGCACGAAAGUUGCAGCAGGAGGUGGACAAGUGCUUCAAGAAGGUGUCAGAAGGUGUGACGGAGUUUGAAGCAAUCUACGAGAAGAUUGAGCAGUCAACAAAUCCCGCACAAAAGGAGAAGCUAGAGGACAACCUCAAGCGUGAAAUCAAGAAGCUCCAAAGGCUGCGCGAUCAGAUCAAGACAUGGGCCGCCAGCAAUGACAUCAAGGACAAGGCUCCGCUCUUGGAGAACAGAAGGAAGAUCGAGACGCAAAUGGAGAAGUUCAAAGCCGUCGAGAAGGCGAUGAAGACCAAGGCGUACUCGAAAGAGGGGUUGUCAGCCGCGGCGAAACUGGAUCCGAAAGAGCAGGCCAAGGCCGAGGCGAGCGAGUUCCUGGGGUCAACAAUCGAUGCGCUGGAGCUGCAGAUUGAGGCACUAGAGGCCGAGGCCGAGCAAAUACAGGCCACCGUCAAGAAGGGCAAGGUGACGGGAGCCAAGGCCGAGCGUAUGGCCAGGAUCGAGGAGAUCAUCGAGCGGCACAAGUGGCAUCAGGGCAAGCUGGAACUCAUCAGGCGCUCGCUGGAAAACGGCGGCGUCGAGACGGACCAGGUGACGGACCUGGAAGAGAGCAUCAAGUACUACGUCAGCGAUGGUAUGCAGGACGACUUUAUGGAGGACGACACUCUGUACGACGACCUGGCUCUCGGCGAGGAGGAGGACGCAUAUGGCAUGAGCCAAGACAACGACAAGAACUCGUCCCAGGACAACCAGUCGGUACAAGAGGAGUCAACCGAGGAUACGAGACCAACACCCUCUGUGCCGCCAGCGAAACCACGAACCGCGGCCGAAGCCUCCAACGCUGGGCAAAGGAGACCAUCAACACAGAUGAAAUCACCGCUACCUACGCUAGCCACCCUGCACACGCCUUUGCCGACCAUUAGCAAUGUUCCGUCAAGUAGUGCGGGCAUGAAGCCUGCGCCAGCACCGGCACGCCCUGCAGGAGAGGGGUUGAAGUAUGCCUCAGCCGCCGCCGCGGCUGCGGCCAGCGACAGGAACAACGUUGGUAUCGCGCCGCUGCCUCCGCCGCCAGGAGCCCCGGUCAUCUCGCCCAUGCCCCCAGUUGUGAACAGGCCCAGCGCGGCCAACUCCCCGAACGUCAUUGCAGCGCAACCCGCGCCCUCAAGCAGUGCGCAAUUGCAGCCGCCAUCGAGCCUGACGCCGCAACAAAUCUCAGCACAACUUGCCGGAAAGGAGAACGUCAAGUCCGCUUUGAGCCGGAGCGCAGGGAAGGCUCCGGCAACGAACUCACCUGGCCCGGAUCCGGCAGAAGCGAGCAAAGGUGCGAACGGUGUGUCGAAUGGGGUCAAGACGAAGGCAAAGGGCAAGGCUGCCAAGGCGGCAGCUGCGGCACAGGCACAAGCGGCGGCAGCGGCAGCAACUGCAGCGGCAGCUGCGGCACAAAAGGCACAAGAGGAGGCGGAAGAGGAGUCUAUCUACCACCUGCCCGCUUCGCUACGGGACCUGGUGGAGUCGUUUGAGAUGGCCAAGAAGCGAGCGGGAUCGGUGAACUCGGCGGCGACGCUGCAGGCACUGGCACAUUCGCAAGCGACGCAGCCCGACACUUCGGACGCGGACCCACUACCAGCAUACCAGCCCGAGAUGCGCGUACAGUCGUCUUCAGAGUACCCUCAGGAGCCGCUUCCGAUCUUUGCCGACGUGCGCCUCUACAACCGACUGGACACGGAUACGCUCUUCUACAUUUUCUACUACAAGCAGGGGACAUAUCAACAAUUUCUGGCGGCUAAGGCGCUUAAGGAACAGAGCUGGCGCUUUCACAAGCAGUACCAAACCUGGUUCCAGCGCCACGAGGAGCCAAAGAACAUUACGGAGGAGUUCGAGCAAGGCACCUACCGAUUCUUUGACUACGAAAGCACCUGGAUGAACCGCAGAAAGGCCGACUUCAAGUUUGCCUACAAGUAUCUGGAAGAUGAUAUCUAGAUUUCUAGUUAUCUAGUUAUCAUAUCCAUGCCAGGAGCGCAUUCACCGACCCCCUUGUGCUCGUCUGGUCGAGGCCCAACUCACUUGUGAACCGGAAGCUCUCGGCACGCGUUUCUUCAACUCGAUGCGUGUGAGUUGUUCGGUUGGGUCUUGGGGUAGGUAGUGCUCUGCUUCGGCUUCGUCGACAUGCCCUACAUGGAAAUGAGUAGAAAGUGGGGCAGACGGGGGGUCUGCCAAUUUUUCCUGUUGCGUUUGAAGUCUCUCCCAACUCUCGGCGUGUGUUCCUUUUUGUUAGGGAGCCUCUUGUUAAGCAAGGCUCUGUGUCUUUUUAUGUUUUAUUGUCGGAUCAAGUGCGUCAGGUGUUUUCAUUCUCUCGUCUCGGUGCAGACAGAUGGAGCCCAACGGGUACACGGGUCGGCCGCGUCAUGCGGAAGGCUCUUAGCGGAAAUCGAGAUCAGCAUGCAUCUCUACUUUGCUCCUCGUCUGGCC